This is a messenger RNA of Symbiodinium sp. CCMP2592, 2114 nucleotides long. The record is from the annotation of a GenBank genome assembly. NCBI's taxonomy places the organism in Eukaryota, Dinophyceae, Suessiales, Symbiodiniaceae.
AUGUCCUCGACUGGAGCAGCCGCCGACGCCGCCCAUGCCGCCCGGGCGGCCGCAGCGGCCACUGAGGCCGAGGUUCUCGACUGGGUUCCGCCCUCGUCUGUGGGCGCCCAGUCGGGCGACGAGGACGAUGAAGUGAUCGCCGGCUUCGCUUCGCCCAUCUUGGGCGCUCCUCCCGCCACUGGCGGGGUGGCAGUGGGCACUCAGACUGAGGCCCAUGUGUUCAUCGCCACCUUUGUGGCUGGGGCCACCAACGGGGAGCUCACCGCGGCCGUCAACGCCUUGUCGGUGGACGAUUUGGCUCGCCUGAUGGCAGCCUGCUCGGCGGCGCAGCCCGCAGCCGGGCCUCCGACGCCUCCUAUUUCGUCGCCGCCGUCUUCAUCAGGGACUACGCCACCCGCGAGCACGGCCUUGCCGGUCCCUUCGGCGGUUUCGGGGGCGCCGCCGGGCGCAAUGCCCGCCAAGGCUUGGCUGGCCCCAUCUGGGGCAUCGUCGUCUGUGGUGCCCGGGCCCUCCGCCGAGGAAGCCCGCAAGUACUGGCUGGAUCAGGAGGCGGCGAUCCACCACGAUGACGCCCCGCCGGGCAUAGGGCACAUCGACGAUGACGACGAGGGCUUGGAGGGCGACACUGGGCUGGACGCCUACCUCGCCGACUUCGACGGCGCCGUGCCCAAGGCCCCGCCAGACACGACUUUUCCCAUGCCCUUCGGGGCAUAUUGCCCGGCGGGCGCCACGGGCGCCAAGCCGCAGAUGAAGUCGCCACCGCCGGAGCUGGUGGCUCAAGGGGCGGCUCCCAAGGUCAAGGCCUUCGCCAAAGCCCCGCCACCUCCGCUGGUGUUGGAGCCGGCCGCGGGGGCGGGCGACCAGGCGACGCCCAAGCGCCAACCCUCUGGGAUGUUCGGCUCGGCCCCGCCCUCAGCGGGCGUGACGGUCGUCAAGAAUGCGCCCGCCCCGCCGCCUGCGGCCGCGCCCGCCGUGGACGAGAUCACGCCCUACGAGCGGCAGCGUCGGGCGAUUGAUCAAGAGAACGCCCUCCGGCAUGGGGGUCCCGGGCCGCAGCGGCUACGGGACAUCGCCACGACGGCGGACUUUUUCGACGAGGAGCUCCCGCUGGGCCUCGACGGGGGCGGCAAGCUCCCGCGGGACACGGCACGCGCUACAUCGGCUGGUGCUUCGCCAAGUGCCCCGGCCCCUGGUACAGACCGGAUCGACCGGGCGACCGCGAUCGCUGAGGGCAUCUUGGUGGGGCCCUUUGGGCGUGGCUUUAUCGACCUCGCCCUCUUCUACAUCCUCGCCGUGGCGGGCUCGGCUCGGGCUGGCCAGACCGAACAUUUGCCGGCCAUUAGGGCGGCGGGGGUGAAGUGUAUCCCCGACCUCUUCUCGCGCCUCGACGCCUUGGCUGAGGCGGGCAUAGCGCCGACCGCCAUUGAGGCGCUACUGGCCGCCCCACCGCCACCGGCGGUGGUGACCGAGCUGGCGGUGAUUCAGGCGGCCCACUCGCCUGGCCGGCCCGACGUCCCUCGACGGCGCGCGCAUGUGCGCGCCAGCCUGCAAGCGGCCUUGGACGCUCUGCGGCCGGAGAACCGCAAGCGAUCGGUUGAGGAGCUCCGCGACGGCUAUUUGGCGGAGACCUCCAAAGGGCCCUACGCGUCCAGGCUGAAGACAUGGAUGGCCCUGUCUUACCAGGGCAAGGUCGAUCCCUGGCCUGUUUCCGCCGAGACCAUGGAGGCUCUGGGGGCGGCCUUCAAGAAGGGCGGCUAUCGGAGCGCCAACAAGUACUUCCUGGCCGCCUUCCGUCACCAGGAGCACGACCUCGGACAGGAGGUCUCGCCGGUCCUGCGCCGCCUGGCCAACAGGGCGGUGAAGUCCAUCGUGCGGGGCCUCCUGGGAUGCGCCUCAAGGAAGCCUUCCCCCUCGCCGACCUGGGCAUACCGUUGCGACCUCGCCUUCGACCCGACCGUCGUCUCUCACGCCACCGGCGUCCUGGUGCUGGCUACCUGGUUCAUGCUCCGGGAGAUCGAAAUCGCCGGGGUGCUAGUCGGAGAUGUGGUGCUCAACAAGGAGCUGGUGAUACCUGGUGAUGGUGGAGCUCCCGCUCCACAAGACCGCCCAAGGGG